AUGGACAAGCGCACCGUGGGCUGCUUGGGAGGAGGUCAGUUGGGUCGCAUGAUGGUUUACGCUGCCCACCGCUUGGGGGUGCGCAUGUGCGUCCUGGACCCCCUGGGCGAACACAGCCCCGCGGGGCAGGUGUCGGAGCUGUCUGUGAAGGGUAGCUUUCAGGAUGCAGAAAAGAUCAGGGAGCUCGCCAGCAAGUGCGACAUUCUGACGCUGGAGGUGGAACACGUGAACGCUCAAGUUCUGGAGGAACUUCAUCAGAAGGGCGUCCCCGUGCAGCCGCUUCCCUUUGUUGUGAAGUUGAUCCAGGACAAGUACGACCAGAAGGUCCACUUGCAGAAGCACAGCAUUCCUUUGCCGGACUUCGAGAAGGUUGACAGCGAACAGCAGCUGCACAGCAUCGGAGAGAAAUUUGGUUUCCCCAUGAUGCUCAAGAGCCGCUUUGGUGCCUACGACGGCAGGGGCAACGCCGUGGUGGCCAAUGCGGCGGCGAUCCCAACGGCCUGGAAGAAACUGGGCGGCCACGAUGGGAAGAAGCUCUAUGUGGAGAAGUGGGCGCCCUUUAAGAUGGAACUGGCCGUGAUGGUGGCUCGCGGCGUCGAUGAGACCAUGAACGUGACCAUGCGCACUUACCCCGUGGUGCACACCGUGCAGCGCGACAGCGUGUGCUUCACAUGUUUGACGCCACCGGUGGGUGUGACCCAGAAGCAGCAGGAACUGGCACAGAAGGUGGCCACUGAUGCCAUCAAGAGCUUUGACGACGCACGCGGCAUUUUUGGCGUUGAGAUGUUCCUGCUGGAGGAUGGCCAGGUGUUGCUGAAUGAGAUCGCUCCGCGCCCGCACAACACGGGACACUACACCAUGGAAGCCUGUGGUGUGGACCAGUUCGAACAACACCUCCGUGCGGUGUUGGGUUUGCCCUUGGGCGACUGCAACCUGCGCGUGGGCGGCGCCAUGAUGGUGAACAUCCUGGGGCAGGGCGAGACCCCGGAGAUGGUGGCGAAGACCAUGGCUCCCCUGCGCCGGGCGCUGCGGGUGCCGGAUGCGGGCAUCCAUUGGUACGGCAAGGAGGGAUGCGUCAAGGGACGCAAGAUGGGCCACAUCACAGUGACGGGUUUCACCCCAGCGAGCGCAUUGGAGGAGAUCCGUCCUGUGUUGAAGGCAGUGGAUGGUGAGGGAAACGACUCAACCAGCAUUGAAGUGCCACACAAGAGCUCUCCCAGCGUGGGCAUCAUCAUGGGUAGCGACAGCGACCUGCCGACGAUGAAGGAUGCCGCUGUGGUGCUGGAUGACUUUGGCAUUCCCUAUGAGAUUAGCGUCGUGUCAGCUCACAGGACGCCUGAGUAUAUGUACGAAUAUGCCACCACUGCAGAGGCCCGAGGGAUCAACGUGAUCAUCGCAGGCGCGGGCGGCGCGGCUCAUUUGCCUGGCAUGGUGGCCGCGUUGACCCCGCUCCCGGUGGUGGGCGUCCCGGUGAAGUCUUCGGCCCUGUCGGGCAACGACUCGUUGCUGUCCAUCGUGCAGAUGCCCAAGGGCAUCCCUGUGGCCACGGUGGCCAUCGGCAACGCGGCCAAUGCCGGGCUGCUGGCCGUGAGGAUCCUGGGCGCGGCCAAUCCAGGCAUGCGCCAGAAGAUGGCACGCUUCAUGUCCAGCGAAUCCACCAUGGUGGAGACCAAGAGAAGAAAAUUGGAAUCCGAGGGCUGGCAAGCAUACCUGGCCGGUAGCAAAUAG
Molecule: messenger RNA, 1728 nt
Organism: Cladocopium goreaui
Lineage: Eukaryota; Dinophyceae; Suessiales; Symbiodiniaceae
Source: the annotation of a GenBank genome assembly